CAGCAAACGUUAAAAGAUAAUAGCCAAAAACUCAAACUUGUUUACAUGUUAUCUGAUGAUAGUGUAUUUAUUUAAUUAUUAAAAAAUGAGUUUGAAUAUAACUACAAGAAAAGACGGUGGGCCAGGAUAUGUUGGCAUACAAUUCUGUCAGGAAUGUAAUAACAUGCUUUAUCCGCGGGAAGACAAAAACAACAAAGUAUUAUUGUACGCAUGUCGAAAUUGUGACUAUAAACAAUUAGCGGAUUCCAAUUGUGUAUAUGUGAACAAAAUUAUGCACGAAGUUGACGAAUUAACACAUAUUAAUCCAGAUGUUGUGAGUGACCCGACUUUACCGCGAACUAAAGAUCACAUGUGUCCAAAAUGUAAUCACAGAGAGGCAGUAUUCUUUCAGGGACAAACAAGACGUGCUGAAGAAGAGAUGAGAUUGUACUAUGUAUGUACAAGCUGUAAACAUAGAUGGACUGAGUGAUUUAUGUCAUAUUAUUUCAUAUUUUGGUUAUAAAUAAAACAAAUAAGCUGCUUA
Molecule: messenger RNA, 523 nt
Organism: Leptidea sinapis
Lineage: Eukaryota; Metazoa; Arthropoda; Insecta; Lepidoptera; Pieridae
Gene: RpII15
Product: DNA-directed RNA polymerase II subunit RPB9
Exons: 1
Coding region: 86-469 (127 amino acids)
Biological process (GO): maintenance of transcriptional fidelity during transcription elongation by RNA polymerase II; transcription-coupled nucleotide-excision repair; DNA-templated transcription
Cellular component (GO): RNA polymerase II, core complex
Molecular function (GO): nucleic acid binding; DNA-directed RNA polymerase activity; zinc ion binding
Source: RefSeq, a predicted model, not a curated record